AAACAUACAGUAGGCUGGCCUAAUGUCUUCUCAACAUCUGGUGUGGUGACGUAACCUAAGACACACCCUUUUAAAAACGGAAACGGAAGACUCGUCUUUAGACUGGAAAAAAGAUACAAACUUGCAGAAGGACUUUAGCUUAGCUACAUAUGUAAUUAAUUACCAAACUAUGCCCUUCCGAAGCCAUAGAGUCAGACGUGUGAUCACGGAAUAGUGUACUACAGUGUUAUUACUCCAGUGGAGUAUGCUGUGAUGGGUAUGAAGUUACCCACAGAUGUGGUUAUUUGUGGUGGCAUGGUGUCCCAGUGAAUUGCCCUCUCCAGGCGUUAUCCACCGAGCUCUGGGGGAAUUGUGUGGCUGUAUUUGCAGACAUACGUUGCUGCAGAAAAAGCACAAGUUAAAAAAAACGUAUACAUACAUUAGUUGUCCCUGACCAUACCUGUAGUCACCAUGGUUGACAACCGAUACGCAACGGCUCUUGUGAUUGGGUCUGUGCUCAGCCUGUUGGCAAGCGUAUACCUGUCGGUAGCUGUGGGCACACAGUACUGGUACCAGUAUCACAGUCCUGCGGCAGUGGACGGCAGCAAUGCCACUGUGCUGCAAUUGCGAGCGGACUUCUUCGGGGAAGAGGUGGAUGAGAAGGCGUACAGUGACCCACUCUUCCAGCUGAACGGAACACUGGGUCUUUGGUGGCGCUGUAUUCUCGUGCCUGCCCAAAGCAAUUCCCACUGGUACAAGGACCCAGAACCCCAAAUGGUGCCAGGUUGUGUAAGUUUUACACUCCCACAGCAGUUUGAAGCUAAGUACAUGGAUCCAGGGAAUCACAAUUCAGGAGAGGACGUUAUCCGCACCUACCUGUGGCGGUGCCAGUUCCUGCUGCCCCUGGUGUCCCUAGGGCUGGUGUUCUUGAGCGGUCUCAUCGGCGUCUGUGCCUGCCUCUGUCGCAGCCUCACCCCAACAUCAGUCGUCGGAGUCUUGCACCUGAUGGCUGGCUUGUGUUCCCUGGCAACGGUCUGCUGUUUCCUGGUGGGUAUAGAUCUACUUCAUCAUGCCGCCCGGGUGCCAGAGAGGGUAGCUCACUCUCUGGGCUGGUCACUCUACUUGGCUCUCAUCUCCUCUCCACUGCAGAUGAUGGCUGCUGCCCUUUUCCUGUGGGCCGCCUGUAGCCACCGUAAGAAUUACACGCGCAUGACUGCCUACCGAGUGGCCUAGGCAGCCACUACUACCUACUUGACCUGUCUUCAUCAUUCUGAACCCCUAGGACUGUGGGUGUUUGACUGUCGUUCGGGAACAGUGUGUCACUUUGGAGUCAAUGACUAUAGUUCGUUCUUCUGUCAGUCAUACAUUUUUAAACUUUAUACUGGUAAUUCAUACUGUUAAAUUUUCACCCCUUUCGUUCAUUCAGAUAAGCUGUGCUUUUUCUUAAUCAGUCAGAUGUGUAACAGGAAUCAUGAUGGGCUUUUUGCUGAUUUCACAAAUACACAAGUAGUUAGUCCUUUGUGGAAGUAAAUGUCCAUGGCUACACCAGCAAGGACUUCUCAUCCUCAUAGGAGCAGAUGGGAGAGUAAUAUUUGUAAACCAACAACACUGGAUCGAUUUAAGACCAGGGGCCUAUACUACAAAGCUGGUUCAGGAUAAGUUAAGGUUAAUUUAAGAGGUAAAUCAUCUAA
Molecule: messenger RNA, 1670 nt
Organism: Engraulis encrasicolus (European anchovy)
Lineage: Eukaryota; Metazoa; Chordata; Actinopteri; Clupeiformes; Engraulidae
Gene: cldnd1b
Product: claudin domain containing 1b
Exons: 5
Coding region: 451-1212 (253 amino acids)
Cellular component (GO): membrane
Source: RefSeq, a predicted model, not a curated record